AUGUCUGUAGAUUUGACUCCAGGGGCUGCAGACUCGAAGUUAGAGGAGGACCCAUUGGGAAUCGACAAGUUGAGCAUUGAUUUUGAUUAUUUGCUUUACAAGAUCCAUGGUUACGUGGAAACAAUUCAGUUACAAACCAUUGAUAUUUGUCAUAAUCAAUAUACUUUGAUUGAUGAAGGAAUUAUAGAAGGUGUAAUCGACAGAAAUAUACAGGAAUUCAAGAAGUUGUUGGAAAAAUGCAAUGAAUUGGAAAACCACUUCGAUAUGUUAGAUCAAAUCGAAAUGAUCACGAAAACUUUCAGCGAAAGAUUGACGGAUUUGGUGACAGAAUACAGGCAAAUAAAACAAUCGCGAUCGUAA
Naumovozyma dairenensis CBS 421 is the source of this 360-nucleotide messenger RNA. It is a transcript of the gene CNL1, whose product is annotated as Cnl1p. Gene Ontology annotation, biological process: endosome organization. NCBI's taxonomy places the organism in Eukaryota, Fungi, Ascomycota, Saccharomycetes, Saccharomycetales, Saccharomycetaceae. The transcript has a single exon. The record is from RefSeq and is a predicted model, not a curated record. The coding region runs from base 1 to 360 and encodes 119 amino acids. Gene Ontology annotation, cellular component: BLOC-1 complex.